Molecule: messenger RNA, 315 nt
Organism: Uncinocarpus reesii 1704
Lineage: Eukaryota; Fungi; Ascomycota; Eurotiomycetes; Onygenales; Onygenaceae
Product: glutaredoxin
Exons: 3
Coding region: 1-315 (104 amino acids)
Biological process (GO): cellular response to oxidative stress
Cellular component (GO): cytoplasm; nucleus
Molecular function (GO): glutathione disulfide oxidoreductase activity
Source: RefSeq, a predicted model, not a curated record
AUGAGCGCCGCAAAGCAAAAGGCCCAAGCCGUCAUCGCGGACAACGCUGUCGUUGUCUUCUCCAAAUCCUACUGCCCGUACUGCCGUGCCACCAAGUCCCUCCUGACGGAGCAAGGGGCCGAUUUUUUCACGAUGGAAUUGGAUCAAGUUGACGACGGCGCAGCGAUCCAAGCUGCUCUUGAGGAACUUACCUCGCAACGCACGGUUCCGAACGUGUUCAUCGACCACAAGCAUAUCGGUGGGAACUCGGAUCUGCAGGCUCGCAAGGGUGAGCUGCCAGGAUUGCUCAAGGCGGCUGGUGCGCUGAAGGCGUGA